UUAAAACAAUGCGACAUGAGAAGUGGAAUGCGAAACACGGAAAAAUGGUUGUAAAGUUUGUUAUGCAAAGUGUUUCGGAAAUACUGAGGGGUACACUUAAUGUGACACGAUGAAUCGUGCAUGCCUGUGAUGAAGGUGGUGGGGACUCUGUCAUAUGCUGUAUUUCAAUGUUGACAGGACAUACUUUUUGAAGGUUUCGGAGGGGGUGGAUUUUAAAUACACUGACCCCCAAGAAAUUAUCCCGUGGGAAAGUAAGUUUAGUAAUGGAUUGUGACUACGUGAUUCUGGUGAAUAAGUGGACGACAUCUUGACAUGUUUACUGAAAGAAAAUGAUCUGGUAACUCCACGUUGUUGUACCCUAACUGCUGGCAUCCAAGAACUUGUGUACAGUUUGCAUGGGAGAAAAUCAAGAAACCAAAGCUGUUGAAGUCUCUGUUGUCUUCAAGGAUGCUGGAAGAAAUGCCACAUUUCCAUAGGUAGACCACAGUGCCAGCAAAAGAGAUGGGGAAAGGGUGCCACUGUGAUGUGAGCAGCAUGCAAUUAGCAGCAGGAGGAUUCAGGCGUAAAUUCAGAUUUAUACUACAGAUAUGCCUUAGAGAGUAGAUACAAAAAAAAUAGUCUAAGGCAAAUUAACUGGCAAUAUGAAACCUUCUCAUGAAAGAAACCAAGAAUGUCUUCCACCAAAGAAGAGAGAUCUACCACAGAGCAACCCUGAGAGUGAAGAACUAGGAAGAAAUGCAAGCUGUUCUGGAAAUAACACACCAGCAAGUGACAAUGGUGACUGGCCAAGGAGUGUAGUACUAACUGGACAGAGCCAACCAGGAGUAAGAUACAGCAUUGGAUGUGACAAUGUUGAAGGCAUUACUGGUGUCACAGUUGAUCAGUAUGGCAUGGUUUAUAAAGUUGCUCUGCCAUCUGCAAACUACUCUCCUACAAGUCUGCAUCCAGUUGUUAGUAUGAGUCAACUUUCUUCUGCAUAUAAUGUUGCAUCUCCACUUAUCCAGCAUGCUGGAAUUCCUUAUCCACCCAUUCACUAUGCUCAAAUACCACACACAUCUUUGCAGUUUCUGAGCUCUCCAUAUGCAGUUCCCUAUGCAGUCCCCCCUGGCUUUCUGACAAGUCAGCUUAUUUCUCCUUCAGGAGGUAUCUCAGCAUCACAUGUUCCCCAUCUAGUGCCAUUCCCUUCCAUAAUUUCUGAAGGAGUAACUUCCCCACCACAGACUUCUUCACCUGCUUUUGCAAAAGUUCUUUCUACUACUUUGCCUGUCGCCAGUCCACCAGAUGGAGCUUUGCAGGUUGAGGUUGCCAGAGGAAGAGUUCCAGUAUAUUAUCAUUCUUCAGGACUCAAUCCUGCAUAUACUUCAGUUGCUGUUGCAGGACAGAGCCCUGAGAUUUUAGUAGAAAACAGGCAAGUACCUCAAGUGGUAAGAGAAAAAGAGAAUGUGUGUGUGUCAUCUCCUGGUGAAGAAGAGGAGCAGCUAGACCAAAACUCAGUGAGUGAGCCAAAGGAAAUCACAAAUUCCUGCGCUGUUGGUUGUAAGACUGGUAAUCAUGUUACUGUAUCUCGGGUAAAAGAUAAGCCGGAUGAUGUCAGCUUGUCAUUUUGUGCACUUUCAAAGAAUGAGGUGGUCUCCUCAGUGCAUCGAAAUACCCCUGAUACAGAUUUAGAGGUUCAGCAGGUUGUAGGAGGCUUAGCUUCUCAGGACCACUAUGUUACUUUAAGUUCCAGGAAAGGGGAUUUAAGUCCCUUAAAUCUUUCUCAGAAUGCAAAGAUCCAAAAUCAGUUAAAGAAUCCAUCAAUUCCUGCUGACCACAGAACCCCAGUUACAUUGUCAUCUACUGAGGAUAUUUCCAGGACCGUAUAUUCUCAGAAGCAAGAUGAGCACAGAAACCAGAUGUACAAGGAUUUGCAUAAAGCAACAGUUUUAGCCAGCGGUCAGUCUGUUUUAAUUCCAGUUAAUGCAGAACGUGCUUUAAUCAAAACCUCUGUAGAAUCUGUAACAGAUGCAGGCAGUUUAGAUACCCAGACAAAAGUCUGUGUUGAAAAACUCAUGGAUCCCAUAGUUGAGUCAUCACCUAUACCACGUCAGGACCAUUCUGUCCGAUCUCAUCAGCCCACAAGCCUUCCAUCACAUUUCAUGAAAGGUGCAAUUAUCCAGUUAGCUACAGGUGAACUGAAACGUGUUGAAGAUCUGCAAACUCAUGAUUUUGUGCGUAGUGCUGAAAUAACUGGAAGCUUGAAGAUUGAUUCUAGUACUUUAGUUGAUGUUAAAGAAAGCUCACGGUCUGGAUAUGUUUCAUUGCAUUUCAUAGUUGGAGAGCAACAAAGUAAAGUAAAUAUUGAUGUUCCACCCGAACACCCGUUUUUUGUUUAUGGACAGGGCUGGUCAUCUUGCAACCCUUUGAGAACAGCUCAGAUUUUUGGACUUUCCUGUCAUCAACUUCAAGUUGGAGAUGUGUGCAUAUCACUUAGUUUACAAGCUCCUGGGGGGAAUUCUUCAGGGCAAACUGCCUGCCAACCCAUUGAUCUAGCAGCAUCUUUGAGAGAGAGAACAGCUGAAAUAGAGGGAGAUUGUGGUUCUUCUGUGCUGACUCUUCAAGCAGAGAGAAGCACAAAUGAUAAUGACGAGCUGCUGAGGGAUGGCACAACUCGUAAUACUCGCACUCCACCUCCUAGUAGAGAGGGUUCAUCAGCAACAUCUUUCCAGCAACGCUGGUCAGCCCCUGGCUUCCAGAGAUAUAGUUUACUGAAUGAAAAUCCAAGCUCGCCCUCAUUGCGACCCUUGUUUAUACCCCAGGAGGUCAAACUGUCAAUUGAAGGCCGCUCUAAUGCAGGAAAGUAGCAGGUGGAGAUGACUGUUAAAAGUAAAGUCUUCGGAUGGGGUGACAAAGUUUUGCACACAAACAUUUGCAGGUCUGCUACUGGUUAAGUCUUUGAAUUAGGUGAUGAUCUGUCUUUAGUGGAAAUAUGAAAAUACAAGAAGCUGAGAAAUUGCUCAGCAUUUGUAUUUGUGGUAAUGUACUGUACCAGAUGCUAGUUUGGUAUAAUUCGAUUCACUGUUGCAGUGUAUUUAUAAUACUGCCUUCCAUAUGUAGAAUUCUAUGGUAGUCAAAUAUCCAUCAGUAUUUCUUUUAAAGCACUAAUACUUUGUGUCACUUCUGUGUAGCCACUGAAUUGCAGAUGUGGAAAAAAAAGUGUGCCUGCUCAGUAGUAGUACCUAAAGUAAAAAAAAAAAAAAAAAAAAAAAAAUGGUAACUGUAUAAAAAGAUUUUUUUUCUUUUUAUGCUGUUGCCCAUUUUAUGUCAGACAGCUCCUCUAUCUAACUUUAGUUUGUUUCUUCAAGUGUUUUAUGUUUUCUAGUCCGUUUAAGCUAAGGGAAGCAAGAAUGUAAUUUAAUUCUGAUACCUCAUUGGCAAAAAGUGAAGGAUCACCUUAAACCAUACAGGUAGUCCUAGUGGCCUUAAUCAAUUAUCAAUUAAUUGUUACUAAUUUGCAGCAUAAAACACGAAACUCCCCAGACCUGUUCAUUUUCAGGGUAUCUGUACUCAAAACACAUGACAAAGUGAGAGUGCCAGAUGCAAGAGGAAAAGUGGGAAGUUCAUCACAGAUAUCACUGCUGUAGUGUAGCUUGUCACAGAUUGGGAGUUUGGCAGCAGGCAAAAGUCUUCCUACCCUGCCUAUUUUCUGGAGCUUUAGACAUCUACAAGGCUGGUCUCUCAUCCUCACACCAGACGCAAGUAGGAUAGUGGGUAGAAGUAAAAAUUAUUUUUUUAUGUAAUUAUAAUGUUUGGUAGUCAGCCUGUUUCUGUUGUUCAGGUGACUUUCAGAGCAAUAAAUACCCUUUUGGAAAAUU
Messenger RNA from Protopterus annectens (West African lungfish), 3854 nucleotides. RefSeq names its product ataxin 1 like (gene ATXN1L). Bases 642 to 2843 code for a protein of 733 amino acids. The transcript has 4 exons. Lineage: Eukaryota; Metazoa; Chordata; Ceratodontiformes; Protopteridae. Gene Ontology annotation, cellular component: nucleus. The record is from RefSeq and is a predicted model, not a curated record. Gene Ontology annotation, molecular function: protein binding; RNA binding. Gene Ontology annotation, biological process: anatomical structure development; regulation of DNA-templated transcription.